UGGCAGGCGACGACCAACCGCGCCAGAUGCACUGCAUCCGCCACCUCCUCCCUGGCUUGCUUCCUUGCCUUCUUCUUGCUUGCUAGACUAGCUUCCAACUCUCUCUCCAUUUUUUCUUUCCUCCUCUGACGACUGACCGAUCUCUGUAUCUGGCUAGCUGUCAAGCUGAGAGAUGAGCACGAUGAAAAGCAGCUAGAGAUCGAACGACGCAUCCAUGCAUGGGCCUGAAUUGAAGAGAGAGGUGGUGAUCGAUCGACCUGUGGUGCUGCUGGCUGCUGCAUGCUGCAUCCGUCUCGAUAUCACCAGAUUGCUAGCUAGAUCUGAUCUGAAUAUCUGAUAUUCAGAAGAAAAAAAAACAUCGAGCUAUGAAAGCUUCAGUUCUAAGCUCUAGCUAGCAGUGUGAUACUACCUGAGUAACUCAGCUAGCUCAUGUACUUCCUGAGCCCAAGAAAUGGUGCCGACGAGUCCCCGGAGGAAAUCCAAGAGCUGAUCGGUGACAAGCCUAAGAGCGAUUUGGCAUCGUCCGGCGCUGUGGCGAGCAGCAGCGACAUGGAGAACGGAAGAGGUAAAGCCGCCGCCGGCGGCGGCGGGAGCAGGCCGUCGUCGUCGCCGCCCGCGACCGAUCAGAGAGCGCGCUGCGGGAGCGGCAUCAGGGAGGCUGAGGCGGCGGUGGCCAGCGGCGGCAUCAUCGGCAGGUACUUCUCGGUGGAGUCGUUCCUCCUGCUGGUGUGCGUGACGGCGUCGCUGGUGAUCCUCCCGCUCGUCCUGCCGCCGCUGCCCCCGCCGCCGUCGAUGCUGAUGCUGGUGCCGGUGGCGAUGCUGGUGCUGCUGCUGGCGCUGGCGUUCAUGCCGCCGUCGUCGUCGUCCGCCGCCGGCGGCCGCAAUGCGACAACUACGGCGGGACAGGCCUACUUGUAGAUGACAACCGCAUCGUUCUUCUUGUUCUUUCCGUUGGCUUUGGAGGUAGGGGAAGGACCCUUUCUUAAUUAGUCCUGCCGGAUCAAUAUUGUCUUUGUUCAGUUGAUCCGAGUCUUUGGUAAACAAAACUAAGACAAAAUAGCAUCUUUUAAUCUGCAUCUUUGCUGCAAGUAUCUUCGUACAUAUAUAUAUAUAUGGGGAUCAUCUCACAUUCUCAAAUCAUAAAGCUGCA
Oryza brachyantha (malo sina) is the source of this 1150-nucleotide messenger RNA. Its product is annotated as protein AUXIN-REGULATED GENE INVOLVED IN ORGAN SIZE-like. Gene Ontology annotation, biological process: positive regulation of organ growth. The record is from RefSeq and is a predicted model, not a curated record. The transcript is spliced from 2 exons. NCBI's taxonomy places the organism in Eukaryota, Viridiplantae, Streptophyta, Magnoliopsida, Poales, Poaceae. The coding region runs from base 430 to 918 and encodes 162 amino acids.